This is a messenger RNA of Aspergillus tanneri, 327 nucleotides long. RefSeq lists its product as uncharacterized. The coding region runs from base 1 to 327 and encodes 108 amino acids. The record is from RefSeq and is a predicted model, not a curated record. The transcript is spliced from 2 exons. NCBI's taxonomy places the organism in Eukaryota, Fungi, Ascomycota, Eurotiomycetes, Eurotiales, Aspergillaceae.
AUGUGGGGUGGAGGCCACGUGAAAGCUGACGCAGCAGCUGAAGACGUGCUAGAAAUCACUGACUUGAAGCUUCUGGAUUUAUGCACAGAGUCAGGCACUGCGACCUGGGAGAAACGAGGCAGCUGGAGCACAAUUAACCUGGCAUCCAUUGUUGAUAUUGGCCCGACAAAGGGCCAACUUCGAGCUCUAUGGACCCAAAUUAUCCAACAGGACGCUUCUGACUUUUCAGAGGAAGAUGCAUUUUUCGAGGUUGGAGGCGACUCCAUCACAGCCCUGGAUCUGGCGACCGCAUCUCAGGCCCAGGGGAUCCUUCUCACCAUGGAAUAA